ACAAUUCCCUGCCACCUUCUUCUGUUCACAAAUCCCUUUCAUUUCUAUUUCUAUUUCUCUCUCGUCGCUUCUGUUUUCUCUUUCCUCUCUGUGCCCAGAUCCUCUUUCACAAAAAGAGGGUUUGUGCUGCCAUCUCUAGGGUUUCCACCUUCCUCGGAGCUUCGAAUUCUUCUCGCUGUUGAACAAUUCGAAGCUUCGAUAACACCAAUCCUUUUCCCAAUUGGUAUUUCUCUUUAAUCUUUGACACCAUAGGGUUUCGGUGUCUUAAAGAGAACAAUGACGCAGAAAAUUCAGCUCAAGAAGGAUUCGAAAGAGUUGGAGUUUUUCACUGAGUAUGGGGAAGCCAACAGAUACAAGAUUCUUGAGAUUAUUGGAAAGGGUAGCUAUGGAGUUGUUUGUGCAGCGAUUGACACGCACACUGGGGAAAAGGUUGCAAUAAAGAAGAUUCAGGAUGCCUUUGAGCAUAUUUCUGAUGCUAUUAGAAUCCUCCGUGAAGUCAAGUUGCUGAGGCUUUUAAGACACCCUGAUAUUGUAGAUAUUAAGAGGAUCAUGUUGCCACCAUCAAAGAGAGAGUUUAGAGAUAUUUAUGUGGUGUUUGAGCUUAUGGAGUCUGAUCUCCAUCAAGUCAUCAAAGCUAAUGAUGACCUGACCCGUGAACACCAUCAGUUUUUUCUUUAUCAGAUGCUACGUGCAUUGAAGUAUAUGCAUUCGGCUAAUGUGUACCACAGGGAUCUUAAGCCAAAGAAUAUAUUGGCAAACGCCAAUUGUAAGCUCAAAAUCUGUGAUUUUGGACUUGCAAGAGUUGCAUUUAAUGAUGCUCCAACAUCAAUAUUUUGGACGGACUAUGUUGCUACAAGAUGGUAUAGAGCCCCAGAGCUGUGUGGAUCAUUUUCUUCCAAGUACACACCAGCAAUUGAUAUAUGGAGCAUUGGAUGCAUUUUUGCUGAGGUGCUGUUGGGAAAGCCACUGUUUCCUGGUAAAAGUGUUGUGCAUCAGUUAGAUUUGAUUACUGACCUUCUUGGGACACCAUUGCCUGAAACUAUUACAGGAGUUAGAAAUGAUAAUGCAAGGAAGUACUUGUCGGGAAUGCGGAAGAAACCUCCUGUGCCAUUUGAACACAAAUUCUCAAAUGCUGAUCCAUUGGCACUUCGCCUUUUGCAGAAGCUUCUAGCCUUUGAUCCAAAGGAUCGACCAACUGCCGAACAGGCACUAGCUGAUCCUUACUUCAAGGGCUUGGCAAGAGUUGAAAGAGAACCUUCUUGUAAGCCAAUCUCAAAAUUGGAAUUUGAGUUUGAGAGGAGGCGUAUAACAAAGGACGAUGUUAGGGAACUAGUAUAUCGGGAAAUACUGGAAUAUCAUCCUCAACUGCUCAAUGAUUACAUGAAUGGAACUGAAAGUGCCAAUUUUCUCUAUCCUAGUGCAAUAGAUCAAUUAAGAAAACAAUUUGCUUAUCUUGAGGAAAAUGAUGGUAAAAGUGGACCUGUGCCUGCUCCUGAAAGAAAGCAUGUCUCUGUUCCAAGGUCCACUGUUCACCCUAAUUCGAUUCUUCCCAGUAAGCAAAUGGCAGAAGAGACAUCUAAUAAGAGUUUGAGAGGAGUUGGAGAAAAUUUUGGAAAUCAGAUAAGGAGUGUACAGCCCCCACCACGGGUGCCAGCUAAGCCAGGGAGAGUGGUAGGCCCAGUUCUACACUAUGAAUAUGAGAGAAUUACAAAAUCUUCUAACGACCCAAGGAUGGUUUACCCAAAUACUACUCAAUCAGUCUCGACUAACAAUGUCCGUAGUACCCAUCCCCCGAACCCAAAUACUACAUCGAACACACACCAGGACUUUUCACAAGACAAGAAUGAUUUCCGAUCCCAGCAGUACAACUUACAAGCUACAUCAACCACUGAUUUGAACAAUUACCCAUACCGCCGGCGAGGCAGUAACAAUAACCUAAAUGAUCAUGUAACAACUAUGGAUGCAAAACUGCUGCAGACACAAUCUCAUAUUGGCGUAGUUGGUGCUGCAGCAGUAGCCGUUGCCUCUCACAAUCACAGGUAUUCAAGGGGUGGUAUUCAGUACAGUUUGUCUUAGGCUUGGAAGUCAUAGCCCAGAAUUGGUGAGAAUGAGGCUUAUUAACUUUAGUUGGGAUUAGGUUUUCAUUUUUUAAUUUCAGAUUGCCAUCCUUGUAAUUAUAUGUACAAUAUUCAAUUGAUUAAUGAAGAAAAUUGAUUGCGUUUCUCCA
This is a messenger RNA of Vicia villosa (hairy vetch), 2227 nucleotides long. Its product is annotated as mitogen-activated protein kinase 15-like. Gene Ontology annotation, biological process: intracellular signal transduction; protein phosphorylation. Gene Ontology annotation, cellular component: cytoplasm; nucleus. NCBI's taxonomy places the organism in Eukaryota, Viridiplantae, Streptophyta, Magnoliopsida, Fabales, Fabaceae. Bases 277 to 2076 code for a protein of 599 amino acids. The transcript is spliced from 10 exons. Gene Ontology annotation, molecular function: ATP binding; MAP kinase activity. The record is from RefSeq and is a predicted model, not a curated record.